UCUAUAUAUCAGCAGCUGUGACCGUGAUAUAUUCUAUUCUGUGUAUCGUGCUUAUAAGUUGUUGUUCGAUUGCACUAAUUGAUAAGAAAUAUAUUUGAUCUUGAUAGUCAAUAUUAACUAUUUAAUACUAAUAUCAAAAAUUAAAAUAGUAACAAAUUGUUUAUUUAUUUCUCAUUUUAACUAAAUAUUUUACUUUCCAUUUCAUGCCACGCAAAUCGCAAGCAUAAAGAAUGAUUUUAUAAUAUUCUUGUACACUAUCCUAUACUAAGAACGUGUGUUGAAUUGCAAUUAAAAUGUCUGAAGCAAAAAAUGGAGAUUCAAAUCCUUGCUUGCAGGAACAGAGGUUAUCAUUCAAAUGCUUACAAGAUAAUUUUGGUGAUAAAACUCAAUGUGAACCACAAAUAGAAAAUUACAAAGACUGCAAAACAUUUUGGUACAAUAUUUUCAAAGAACGGAAAAACAAUAAAAUAAAGCCAUAUAUGCCAUCAUUAGAAGAAAGGAUAAAAAUUAAGAAGGAAUACAUGAGUGGUCAAUAAAACAUUAAAAUAUUGUAUAACUAAUAAUAUGAUGUAUUAUAAUAUAUUGUUUACUACAA
Rhopalosiphum padi (bird cherry-oat aphid) is the source of this 595-nucleotide messenger RNA. Its product is annotated as coiled-coil-helix-coiled-coil-helix domain-containing protein 7. The transcript has 3 exons. The record is from RefSeq and is a predicted model, not a curated record. Lineage: Eukaryota; Metazoa; Arthropoda; Insecta; Hemiptera; Aphididae. The coding region runs from base 294 to 536 and encodes 80 amino acids.